UUAAAAUAUGUAAACAGAAUAAUAUUAAGCCAAAAGUAAAAAAAAAAAAAAAAACUUUUUUGAGUUUCUGGUGUUUYUUGAGAGUAAUCUUUGCCUCUCUGGCCUUACAGACCCUAAAAGAUCAGACAUAAGGUGAGUGCUCACCUUGAUCAAUUAUUAAACAUGAUAAUAUCRAUUACUGUUUGCCCGUUUUAGCUGUUACCAUAGCAGAAGCUCAUCUAUUAUUGAGCCGGAGUGUAGUAGUUGUGCUCGGGGUAUUUUCAGAUCGUUGUAACACUUCAGCGAGGAUUUUAUGGUUUGAUAGCAGAGUUCCCCUYUGGAGUUUUCUCUGAAUGGGAAGCGGAACAUGUGAGUCAUUCUUGGGUUUCAAUGGAAGGCCCGAAACUGAAACAGGAGAAAGAAAAGUCUGGCAAAACCGUCCGGUUCAGAGUCGCGUCCGCCAACAGUGGCCGGGUGCUGGCCGAGGUGUUCAAGGAUGAAAGGACCUGGUGCGGAUCGGUUUCGGAAUCGGUGGACUCUGACGGCACCGGCAGCACUGAGGGGGAGCAGGUUAGCUCGCUGCCCGCCGCCGUCAGCGAGGCCAACCGGCACCUGAGCGGGCUGCCUGCUCCGGUGGACKACAACGACGCAGGCGGCGCCGGCGAACCGGACGACCUGCUCCUGUACGCCAGCGUGAAGAGAGAGAUGACGUUCAGCAACAAGAGGAUCAACAUCUGCAGCAAGAACGGGACCAUUCGGGGCGUGAGGAACAAAGUGAGCGCGGGACAAGUGCUGUUCAACCACCUCUCCAACGUGUACUCGGGUUCCCAUCGACAGAGGAGGAGGCCCUGGGAAAAGGAGUAAAGAUGGACUAUUUUUUAUUAAAUCCGCUGCAAUAAAAGCCCAAAACUUAGUGAAAUAUUACAAAAGAAAUGAGGUAAAUCAAGAAGUCACUGAACAAACUCGAUUUAUUAUUUUGUAACAUUUUUGUCCAUAUUUUAACAACGUUCAUUGCAUACAUCAACAUUUAUUUAAAAUUCAAAAAUAUAAUUUUGAUGCUU
This is a messenger RNA of Austrofundulus limnaeus, 1040 nucleotides long. RefSeq names its product glutaredoxin and cysteine rich domain containing 1 b (gene grxcr1b). The transcript is spliced from 2 exons. Bases 370 to 843 code for a protein of 157 amino acids. Gene Ontology annotation, biological process: sensory perception of sound. NCBI's taxonomy places the organism in Eukaryota, Metazoa, Chordata, Actinopteri, Cyprinodontiformes, Rivulidae. The record is from RefSeq and is a predicted model, not a curated record.